UCUCUCUCUCUCUCUCUCUCUCUCUCUCUCUCUCUCUCUCUCUGAUCAAGAUGGGCAGCUCCAUGCGAUUGUUUCCAACUAUGUUCCUGCUGCUGAUGCUUGUCAUGGCCACUGGUUUGAUGGUAGCCGAGGCCAGGACGUGCGAGUCACUAAGCCAUCGCUUCAAGGGAACAUGUUUGAGUGACACCAACUGUGCUUCUGUUUGCAAGACGGAGGGAUUUCCAGGGGGAGACUGCCGGGGAUUUCGUCGCCGAUGCUUCUGCAAGAAACCGUGUUAGUGUGAAAUGAGAGUUUAGACUUUCUGUCCAGGCUUGUGGAUAGAUACUAAUGGCAGUGUUAUUAUCCCUUUUAGUGUGCUUGUGUGUCUUCAAAUAAGGACCAUUGUGCCCUGGGCUUCGUUGCUCCUAGUGUUUGAUGGUCAUUGUGUGUGUUUUGUGCAAUGUUUAUCUUUGUUAAUGGGACUAUGAUCUUAAGAAAAGUUUGAGGAGAGCUUCAACCCUUGGGAGUUGUACUGCAAUAUUACUUCUUAUUCAAUAAUUAUGAUUGAAUUAAGUCCGUGAUUAAGUCUAUAUAAUAUUGCUCUCCUUAGGUAUGAAAAAGUUUUAUAAUUGAGGGGUUCCUAAUAAAAAUGUAACUGCUUAAUAAUUAGGAACAGGUAAG
This is a messenger RNA of Ilex paraguariensis (yerba mate), 660 nucleotides long. Lineage: Eukaryota; Viridiplantae; Streptophyta; Magnoliopsida; Aquifoliales; Aquifoliaceae. The record is from the annotation of a GenBank genome assembly.